UGUACUACACUACGCAUCACUACUGCGCAGACUCACACACGGGAAGAGCUGUCUUCUCACAGAGGAUUUUCAAAGUCUGCUUACAAAGCUCUUAGGAGCUCAAAACCACCAGUAAAGCUGUAUAAGCACCGGGUUGAUGGGUCGGAAGGAAGUGGCGCAUCGUAUGGGGAGCUGCCUCCCGAACUCGCCAUGAGCUACAAACCCAUUGCUCCGGCGCCCUCUGGAUCCAACCUCACACCUCCAGGCUCCUCGGUGCCCUCCCCUUCCCUGCCCUCGUCAUCCAACUUUAGGCCGGCUUUUAGUGACUUUGGCCCCCCCUCCAUGGGCUUUGUUCAGCCUGUCAAAGUGUCUCAAGGGUCCACAUACAGUGAGCUUCUGUCCGUCAUCGAGGAGAUGAGCCGUGAGAUCAGGCCUACCUACGCUGGGAGCAAGAGUGCUAUGGAGAGGCUAAAGAGAGGUAUUAUCCACGCCCGAGCUCUGGUCAGGGAGUGUCUUGCAGAGACGGAAAGAAGCGCCCGCACAUAACCUUUUUGAAAGCUCCCUUCACUCCUCACUCUUUCCCGUAGAAGCCUGUCCUCAAGAUCCCCAACGUCUGUUUUACCACUUUUUUCCAUUCUCUGCUUUUUUGCUCUUUCCUCUGCGGCUUUUUAUAGUUGCAUUAUGUCCUUCUUGUCUCCACUGUUCCCUGCAUUCCACAAUACCAUUUAUGUUUAUCACAAACGUUCUGUGAACUGUAGGGUGUAUGCAAAAUGCAGGUUUGUAUCUAUUUUAAAUAGAAUUGUGGGGAAUUUAAACACAUUACUAAGUUGAGCCCUUGGUAAAAACCUUAGUAAGAUCGAUUGGAAUGUUUUUAUUCAAUAAUGGCUAUUGACCAAGACAGAUGGGUUAGUGUUAAUGGUGGAAUCAAAGUUCCAGCUGCACCCCGUCUUAAGUUUCUAUGCUGACCGUCACUCUGCAACCACUGAAUGUUUUGUUAAUCUGAGCAUCCUGAAUAUACCCCAUUUCCAUCCACAUUGCAUUGUUGUUUUGUAGUGUAAACACACAUUAGAUGUUUUUCAAUCCCAAGAACGCUGUACAUCUCAAGUCAAUUUGUUAGUAUGGAAAUUUUGUAAACCAGAUUUUUGCAGUUCUGUAUGUAUAUCUUAAUUAAAUAACUGAAAAAAAA
Messenger RNA from Gymnodraco acuticeps, 1165 nucleotides. RefSeq names its product cyclin-dependent kinase 2 associated protein 2 (gene cdk2ap2). Gene Ontology annotation, biological process: regulation of microtubule cytoskeleton organization; negative regulation of G1/S transition of mitotic cell cycle. NCBI's taxonomy places the organism in Eukaryota, Metazoa, Chordata, Actinopteri, Perciformes, Bathydraconidae. Gene Ontology annotation, cellular component: cytoplasm; microtubule; nucleus. The record is from RefSeq and is a predicted model, not a curated record. Bases 190 to 525 code for a protein of 111 amino acids. The transcript is spliced from 5 exons.